AUGACGACUCUAUCGUCAUCUAUCCCCCCGAUAACUUCCUUACCUGAUGGCCAUUCUUGGUCCUUCAAGGAUGUGGUUUCUGGAUCGUCUUCUUCUGCUCCUAAUCUUAACUUUGUGCACUCUUCUUUUAAGGGUUGCCCAGCUCUUUUGUUCGAUGACUCGAAUGUAUCUCAGUUAGCCGCCCAAUUUGUCCUUACUCUUGUUGGUAAAUUCCUCUUGCGUCACCCUAAUUUAGAUGUUAUCCAAAAAAAUUUUGUUAGCCUGAAAUUGUCCGGUGCGUUUCAUGUCGGUUUGUUGGAUUCUCGCCAUAUUGCAAUCCAAUUGACGAAUGAUCUUGACUAUAGUCAUAUCUUCGUGCGAAGGUCCUACUAUAUUCAAGCGUGCCAAAUGUGUCUUCUCAAAUGGACGCCAAACUUUGAUGUGAGGGAAGAAUCGCCUAUUGCACCGAGCACUGAUCAGGUUCACAAUAUUCGAAAUGAUGGACUAGACUUUACAAUCCCUCCGCCAGAGAAGUUUGAUCAGAGCGGGCAUCAGCCUGACAAUGCGGUACCUCUAUCUCACAAAAUACCAGUGGAUGUUUCAUCGGACACCGAGGAAGAAAUCUAUGGCAUCCUGAAUUCUUCUUCACCUCAAAAUAUUCAUUCCCAAAGAGAGAUUCAUAAUGGAGCCACUGGAUUUACCCGGCAAUAUCAUUACGGUAGUGAUGGCUAUUUGAACUUGAGUUCGUCUGCGGACGCUGUGCGGCAAUCAGUGGGACAGCUGUGGAAGGAGGGGAGGAUGAGUCUUGACUGCACGAAAGAAGAAGAAGAGCGUUCGUCCGAGGCUUGUGGGAGCUCGAGCAUUCUUGGGAGGAUGGGCAUUGGGGAAGGUGCUGGUCUCCGAGAGGGGGCAAGAGGAGGAUACGCAGCAGACAUCAACUCAAGUAAGGGCCGGCAUUCAAGCAAUGAAUCAAUUUCUGCCGAUAAGGGGUUUCCUGUUGAUACACCAAGCGCCCCACCGUGCCAUGCUUCUAAUCACGAAAUCAACCAAGCUAUGGGUCCUUCAACCAAUUUAACUGCAUAUGAUGCUGGCCAUAUGGCAGCUUUUAAUAUCUAUUCUACUCAAAAUGGUACUAGUUCUCGCACAAAUUCUGGAAGCCAAAAAACAAACGGGGAUAUUAGGUACCCUUCAGUUGGUAGUGAGACUUCAGCUCCUCUCAAGUUUUUGCCGCUAAAAGUUCCCAAUUUUCAUGCAUGUGAACAAGGGCCUUGGUAUUCUGUUAUUGCAUAUGAUGCAUGUGUUCGUCUUUGCCUUCAUCUAUGGGCACGGGGUUGCAUGGAUGCUCCGAAAUUCUUGGAAAAUGAAUGUUCACUGUUGCGAAGUUCUUUUGGGUUGCAGCAGAUACUGUUGCAAUCAGAGGAGGAACUCUUGGAAAAACGCUCUUCAGAACCUGUUGAAGGAACCGUGAUAAAGCAAAAAAGAAUCUUUGGAAAGUUGACUGUUCAAGCCCGUAAGGUCAGAAUGUCUCUGGACAUUCCUUCUGGCUGCAAUUUAAUGUCAUUGGGGAGACCAAUAGUAAAACUGUGUUCAUUCAGGCAUCAUAUGUCGAAUUUCCAGUCAACUUUCUCAUCUAGAUUGGCUUCACUACGGAGAGUUCGUGUCUUACCAUGCAUGCCCGCCAAUAGUUCUUUUAGCAAUCAAAGUCGGGCAUACAUUCAAGGUAGCACUCAGUACAUGAAGCGGGUUCCUGUUCUCCACCAAACUAGAGUAAAUUCUCUCUGCAAUGCUUGUACUUGUGAGGUUGUGCAAGAAUCAUACUUUUGCCUUAUGAGAGUGAGAAGCUUAGCUGAAGAGGACAUGAUCAGAUUGCAAGUUGAUUCUGGUGAAAAGCAUGCUUUCUUCCCUGAUAGUAUGGGAGAUGAUCUGAUUGUUGAAGUUCAUGAUUCCAAAGGAAAGAUUCUUGGUCAGGUUGUUGUUAAGUUGGCAAAUAUUGCAGAGGAUCCGAGUGACAAGGUUCGUUGGUGGUCUAUUUAUCGGGAACCAGAAAAUGAAUUUGUAGGACGCAUUCAGCUUUAUGUAAAUUACUCAACCACUACAAAUGAAAUCAAUUCUUGGAAGUGUGCAUCUGUUGCAGAAACUGUGGCAUAUGACAUCUUAUUGGAAGUUGCAAUGAAAGUUCAAAAUAUUCAGCAACGCAAUUUACUACUGCAUGGACCGUGGAAAUGGUUACUAACAGAAUUUGCUUCAUAUUAUGGUGUUUCAGAUGCAUACACAAGAUUAAGAUAUCUGUCUUACAUCUUGGAUGUAGCAACCCCUACAGCAGAUUGCCUAACGUUGGUGCUUGAUCUUCUUGCACCUGUACUUUUGAAGACUGGCGAUAAAAAAGCUUUGAGUCAACAGGAGGAUCGUAUCCUUGGAGAAGUUGAGGUGCAAAUUGAGAUUCUUUUAGCUUUGGUUUUUGAAAACUACAAGGCACUGGAUGAGUCAUCACCUUCAGGAAUUGUGGAAGUUUUCCAAUCUUCUACUAGCACACCAGCUGCAGCUUUGGCUCCUGCUAUAAAUCUAUACAAGCUUUUGCAUGAUAUAUUGUCACCAGAGGCUCAAUUAAAAUUGUGCAGCUAUUUCCAGGUCGCUGCUAAGAAGAUAUCAAGGAGGCAACUAUCUGAAACUGAUGAAUUUAUUGAAAGCAACAUUGAAGGGACUUCUGCAAGCAGUAAUGGAGGACCUAUGAUGGAAACUGUAACUCUUAAUACUGCUUAUGAAAAGAUGAAAAAUUUAUGCUUAAAUAUAAGAAAUGAAAUAUUUACAGAUAUUGAAAUCAAUGAUCAGCAUGUGCUCCCAAGGUAUGUGUUUUUCCAACUUUGCUAAGCUCUAGGAACAUGUCCUGUUUGUUUCUUGCUAUAUACGGUCUUUUCUAUUCUAAGUAUAUGCAACUAACUUCCAUCACUUUUUAUAUUUAACCAUUUUCCUUUAUGAUGGAAAGAACAUACUGGCCACAGUUCUUUCAGCUAUUGAAAAAGCCGCAUUAUCUUCAAACUUGCGUUAUUAACUUUGAUUCCACUAUCUGAGGCAGCUUCAUCAGUCCUGUGAGUUACCCUUACAUGUGCUAUAUGUGGCCAAUGCAUAAAACCUCUUCAUCCGUUUAUUCUGCAUUAAAAUGAUAUCCAUACCCACAGAUUGUUAGGAUAAUGUUUGUUUGCCUAGUUCCCAUACUCCCUCUAAAUACUUUCACCAUGUUAAAGAUCAUUCUAAAAAAAUAUUCUAUUAACAUCAUUUUCCGAAUCUAAUGGAGCAAUUGAGGUUUAUCCAUUUAGAAUGUUGGUAGUUAGUUUUAUGGGCUGCUUUUUUUCCUAAAUAAUUGUUCUUCCAACAUCACUAUAAUUGUUAGUUGCGAUAAAUCGUCUGCUACAAAAAUUUACUUUUGGGUGCCUCAACCUCUUCCCACCGAUUCAGGGAGAAUAUUAAUGAAUUAUGUUUUGGGAGAAAUUUUCAAAAGACAAGUUGGUUAAAAGAUAAGACACUACACAGAUUUUUCCCUCAUAUGCGAGGAUUUUAAGAUUUGAGUUUUAGUUUCUCAUUGGUACUUAAAAUCUUUAUUGCCAUGCUACGAAAAGGGUAUACGGGGCUUUCUUGCUACGUCUCGGGUGUUGCAUAUGAGUUUUCCCAUGCCCUGCUACGAAAAGCACAUAGGGGGCCGUCUGUCAUGCUGCACAUGUUGCCAGCGAGAUUUUUUGAGUUUGCGAAUGUUAUACCUUUCCAUGUGCAAGGCAGUGAUGAAGAAGGCAAGAAGUUCACGACAAGGGAGGAAACACCCUCUCCUUUCUUAAUUUCCUUCUCUUUUUUAUUUAUUUUCUUUUUAUGAAAUUUAUGUUUCUUUAAAUAUAAUAUUGAUAAUUAUCAUAGGCAUUGAUAAAAAUGUCCGCUUCUUGAGAAAACCCUCGUUGCCUCCCUUCCCAUGCUUCUUCCCUGGAGGCGAUGUCAGAUAGCAGCUCCUCAUUACUCCCCAACUCCAUGAAAUCACCUCUCCCCAAUCUUCCACUUAUUCUCUUGAAAGCCCCUUCAAACACUAGUUACCUGCUAACUUACACAACUUCUUCUCUCAGGUGCUCUCCAGGGAUAAGAUUUCCCCUCCCUCGACAAUCCAAACUCUAUCCCUCCCUCCACUGCUACAAACCCUAAAUUCACCUCUUCUAACCGAACCCUUGCCCUGUAUUCGAAGAUGGUUCUCUAUUCGAAAACUCCAGCUACAAAUAAUUUCUUUGUGAACUUCAUAAACACAUGUCCGACACCAUACAUUUCUUAGAAGAAGAAAUUCCUGGAGGUUCGAAGGAAUGAGAACUUUCCUUGGUUGGUUACUCCAUCAGUAGGUGGCUUUAUUAUGAAGCUUUGCUUGGUGCCAUUAAAAGAGCUUGGGCACUCAAAGGUACAAUCAACCUUCUUUCUCUUAAUGAU
This is a messenger RNA of Dendrobium catenatum, 4431 nucleotides long. RefSeq lists its product as uncharacterized. The record is from RefSeq and is a predicted model, not a curated record. Lineage: Eukaryota; Viridiplantae; Streptophyta; Magnoliopsida; Asparagales; Orchidaceae. The transcript has 14 exons. The coding region runs from base 1 to 2847 and encodes 948 amino acids.